Messenger RNA from Ziziphus jujuba (common jujube), 5981 nucleotides. Its product is annotated as DDT domain-containing protein PTM. The record is from RefSeq and is a predicted model, not a curated record. The coding region runs from base 432 to 5282 and encodes 1616 amino acids. The transcript has 9 exons. NCBI's taxonomy places the organism in Eukaryota, Viridiplantae, Streptophyta, Magnoliopsida, Rosales, Rhamnaceae.
GAGAGGCUGUUCUCUCUCUCUCUCUCUCUCUCUCUCUCUCUCUCUAUCUCUUUCUUUUUCUCAGGAACCUCUUCAAUGGCGGUUAUGAAACCCUAACCGGAUACAAUUUCAUCGCAAACAUCCUCGUAUCGUAUCCCUUACUCUCUCUAUACCAAGGCAAAGAGUUUCCAAAAUCUGUUCGAUUAUCCGGGAAAAGCAAUCUCUACAAUUUUCCACUAGAUGUAAAUGGUCGUGGCGUUUUUGUCAUUUUGUCGCAAUGAUUUUUAAGGAUCCGCAGGAAAAGAAAACCUAGAAUUUUGCGGCACUUUGGAAUGAAGCAUCGGAUUGCUUUCUCUAGGCUUUUCAUCGACGGGAUAUAUUUUUCGAAACCCUAGUGGGGGAUAGUUUUGAAGUGGGUUUUUGGGUUUAGGACCCGAUUCGAUUCCGCUUAAAUGGAGGCGCCGGUAGUUAGAUCGAGAGGCCGGCCGAGGAAACGGAGGAUUAACGAGGAUGCAAAUGGUGCCGAUGGUGGAAAAGCAGGACCCGAAGCCAAGAAACGGGUUGUGGAAAUGGUACCCAUUUCUUUGUUGAAUCGAUUCGUGCUGAAAGAGUUCAAAAGCAAUGGAAUUUUUAUCGGGAAAGUUGUAUACUAUGCCGAUGGAUUCUAUAGAGUUGUUUACGAGGAUGGUGAUUAUGAAGAUUUAGAUAGCCGUGAGGUUAAGGGGAUACUUUUGGGAGAGAAUUACUUCGACGAUGAUCUGAGGAGUAGAAGCAAGAAAUUAGAGGAUUUAGUGAUGAGAAUUAGUGUAAAUGGAUCGCAAAAUAAGGUUUUGGAAUCAACUAAGGAGGUUAAUGGGGUUGAAUCUUCAACAUUGAGUGAGUUGAGUGGUGGACCAACAGUUGAAAAUGAUGAGGCACAUGGUGAAUAUGAUGAUGACGAUGAUGCUGAUUCAUCUGGUGACUCUUGCGAGUAUGCAAGAGAUGAGGACUUGGGUUUUGAAGCUGAGGCGCCAUCGAUCCCUCCACCGCCGCAAUUGCCACCAUCUUCGGGAACCAUAGGUGUCCCUGAAGAGUAUGUUUCACAUUUGUUCUCUGUUUAUGGUUUCUUGCGUUCAUUUAGCAUCUGCUUGUUCUUAAGUCCGUUUACUUUGGAUGAUUUCGUGGGCUCACUUAAUUGUCGUGCACCGAACACAUUAUUGGAUGCCAUUCAUGUUGCUUUACUGCGUUCCUUGAGGCGGCAUCUUGAAACACUCUCUUCAGAUGGCUUCGAACUUGCUUCAAAUUGUUUGAGGUGCACCGAUUGGAGCUUGCUUGAUACAUUGACUUGGCCUGUUUACUUGAUCCAGUAUCUAACAGUUAUGGGAUACACGAAGGGACCUCAGUGGAAAGGAUUUUAUGAUGAGGUUUUGGACAAGGAAUAUUAUCUUUUAUCCACUGCUAGGAAGUUAAUAAUUUUGCAACUCCUUUGUGAUGAUGUCUUAGACUCUGCAGAGCUAAGAGCUGAAAUUGACAUGCGGGAAGAAUCAGAAGUUGGAAUAGAUUAUGAUGCAGAGGCAUCUAAUGCCUCUGAAAAUGGGCCAAGAAGGGUUCAUCCCCGAUAUUCAAAAACUUCUGCUUGCAAGGACAGAGAAGCUUUGGAAAUUAUUGCAGAUAAACACGAGAGAAAAUCAACUAAAGGGGACAUAGAUUCUACUAAUAUGGAUGUUGAUCGAAAUAGUGAUGAAUGCCGGCUUUGUGCCAUGGAUGGGACCUUGCUUUGCUGUGAUGGGUGCCCAUCAGCAUAUCAUACAAGGUGUAUAGGUGUGAUGAAAAUGUCUAUACCAGAAGGGUCAUGGUAUUGUCCAGAGUGCACAAUUAAUAAGAUAGGGCCAACUAUUACAAUUGGAACAUCACUUAAGGGAGCAGAGAUAUUCAGUAUUGACUCAUAUGGUCAAAUCUUUGUGGGUACUUGUGACCACUUACUGGUGCUUAAGGGUUCUACCAUUGCAGAACCAUGUCUUAGAUAUUAUAAUCAGAACGACAUUCCAAAAGUUCUGCAAGUGCUUUGUUCCACUUCACAACAUGCAGAUUUAUAUUUCGAGGUGUGCCAGGCAAUUUUGCGACAUUGGGAUAUUCCUGGAAGUGUCUUAUCUCUUCCAGAUAUGACUGAAAGUGAUAAAAAGUCGGCAGUAAUAAAGGAAGAUGCAAACUUUCCUGCCCUUUCACUUCCUUCUCUCAAUCCUGGUUCUCCGAGCAAUGGUGACACAAAACAACAGCAGUGCAUGCUAAAUAUGAAGCUACCUGAGGGGAACAUGUCAACAAGUUCAGCUAGUCAGCAGGCUGAUCGGGCUGCCUCUUCCCACCGAAGUUACGUGAACAUGUCAAGUGCAGUAGGCAUUACAGCAUACACCUCAAAUGGUAAUAAUAGUUGUAUUGGGCAUGCUAAUGUUAAGCGUUAUCCAGUGACUCUAUCUUCUCUUGGCAAGGAAGCCAAUCAUGUAACUUCUGGAAAGGGUGACAGCACUUCACUUGGUGAUUUUGUUUACAUGGGAUCUCUCUAUAAACCCCAGGCGUACCUAAAUCACUAUAUGCAUGGAGACUUCGCUGCAUCUGCUGCUGCCAAAUUGGCUGUUCUUUUAUCAGAGGAAACUCGGCCUUCAGAGGCUCAUGCUUCAGACAAUCACAGAAAAGUUACAUCCACAAACAAUUUGCAAGCAAAAGCAUUCUCAUUAACAGCCUCACGUUUCUUCUGGCCAAGUUCUGAAAAGAAGCUUAUUGAGGUUCCAAGGGAGAGAUGCGGUUGGUGUCUUUCUUGUAAGGCUGCUGUUUCAAGUAAGAGAGGAUGCAUGUUAAAUCAUGCUGCCUUGAGUGCCACUAAAGGUGCUAUGAGGAUCCUUGCCAACCUUCGUCCCAUAAAGAGUGGAGAGGGGAGCGUUGCAAGCAUUGCAAUGUAUAUUUUAUACAUGGAAGAGAGCUUAUGUGGUUUAGUGAUUGGUCCCUUUCUGAGUGCAAAUUAUAGGAAAGAGUGGCGCAAACGAGUUGAACAGGCAUCAACCAUCAGUGAUGUGAAAGCUCUCCUUCUUGAACUUGAGGAAAACAUCCGGACCAUAGCUGUUUCUGGGGACUGGACCAAGCUUGUUGAUGAUUGGUUGGUUGAAUCUUCUGUAAUGCAAAGUGCUACAUGCGCAGUUGGGACAACACAAAAACGUGCUCCGAAUGGGAGGCGAAAUAGGAAGCAGUCUGCCAUCUGUGAAGUGACAGCUGAUGGUCGUGCUGACAAAAGUUUUGUCUGGUGGCAAGGGGGGAAGCAAACAAAGCUUAUAUUCCAGAAAGCAAUUUUGCCCCACAUAAUGGUUAAAAGAGCAGCUCGCCAAGGAGGUUGGAGGAAAAUUGCUGGUUUAUAUUACACUGAUGGUUCUGAGAUUCCUAAAAGAAGUAGACAAUUAGUAUGGAGGGCUGCAGUUGAGAUGAGUAAGAAUGCCUCACAGCUUUCACUUCAGGUCAGAUACCUGGACUUUCAUGUAAGAUGGGGAGAUCUUGUUCGUCCUGAGCAGAACCUAUCAGAUGCAAAAAGUCUAGAGACAGAGGCUUCUGCUUUCAGAAAUGCAAGUAUUUGCUACAAAAAAAUUGUGGAAAACAAGAUUAUAUAUGGAAUUGCUUUUGGGAGCCAAAAGCAUCUUCCUUCCCGUGUCAUGAAGAAUAUCAUUGAAAUAGAACAAGAUCAGGAUGGAAAGGACAAAUUCUGGUUUCCUGAAACUCGUAUUCCUUUAUACUUGAUCAAAGAGUAUGAAGGAGGUUUAAGUAAAGCAGUUUUUCCAUCCAUGAAUGAGCCUUCUAAUUUAUUUCUCAAGUUGCAAAAAAAGCGGUUGAAGGGUCGCCACAAAGACACAUUUUUCUACCUUCAAUGCAAGAGAGAUAAUAUGGACAUGCAUUCCUGUUGCUCAUGUCAGAUGGUUGUUAUACAUCGGCAUGCUGUUACAUGUUAUGCUUGUCAAGGUUUUAGCCAUAGGGACUGUGCCAUAAGUUCGGCUAUUUCUACCAAUGAGGAAGUUGAAUUCGUGAUCUUGUGCAAGCGGUGUUACAACGCCAAAGCUCUUGCUCAGAAUGAAAUUCGCAAUGAAUCUCCUACUACUCCCUUGAACUUACCAAUGCAAGAAUAUAGGAACUUAGUGACAGUCACUAAGGGUUCAAUUUCCAAUCACAGAGCUCAGGAUACUCAUGAGACAAAGCAAAUUACUUCUGAUCCUAGUUUAUCAACAAAAAGCCGUCGCAGGACAUGUUCUUGGGGUAUUAUAUGGAAAAAGAAGAACAGUAAAGAUACAGGCACUAAUUUCAGGCAAAAUAAUAUUCUUUUAAGUGGCGGUGCAAAUGUACAUAGGUUGGAGCCUGUUUGCCACUUAUGCCGUAAACCAUAUAGAUCAGAUUUGAUGUAUGUUUGCUGUGAAACUUGCAAAAAUUGGUAUCAUGCUGAAGCUGUCGAACUUGCGGAAUCACAAAUUUUUGAUGUGGUAGGCUUCAAGUGUUGCAGGUGUCGGAGGAUAAGAUCACCUGUGUGCCCCUACAAGGCAACAGAAGACAAGAAAUCCUGCAUUACACUUUUGAAGCAAGAAAGUUAUGUAGCUGACUCUGAUUUUGGAACCAUAUUUGAUUCUAAAAAAUGUGAGCUUAUUACUCCAAUAGUUCCCAUGGAGGAUGUGUCCAAACAGAAUGGUGAUCCUCUUCUUUUUCCUCUUUCAAGAGUUGAGUUGGUUACGGAGCCUAAUUCAGAAGUAGAUAUUGAAUUGGAUACUGCCGAUCCAGCGCCACGGAAAUUACCAAUAAGAAGGCAUAUGAAGCGUGAAGAGGAUUUUGAUACUUUUUCAGGGAGUAAUGUUUCUAGUGCUGAUUUAUCUGCUAAUAAUGAUUCAGAAAACCCGUUGAAACCUGCGGAGGAUGUGUUAACGGCUAACUUGCAAUGGGAUGCUUCUGUUGAUGGACUUGAAAGUGGGGUAAUGCUUGACGAUGAAAAUUUGGAAUAUGAAAAUGAUGAGUUUGAACCACAAACUUUAUUCACUUUCUCAGAGUUGCUAGGUGUUGAUGCAUCAGAGGAUGGAUUCUUUGAACAAUAUAAUAUAGGUACUUGUAAUGUGCAAUCAGAGCCCAUAAUGUCUGAAGAAACUGCCGUUGAUAUGGCAAAAUGUCAGAUGUGUGCACUUGAAAAACCAGCCCCUGAUCUUUUUUGUGAGAACUGUGGGCUAUGGACACAUAGUCAAUGUUUACCUCCAAUCGAGCAGUCAUCAUGGGAUGGCAGCUGGAAGUGCAACAACUGUCGAGAAUGGCGUUAGCUGAUUUAGCUGCCUUCUUAAGGCUUUGGGUUUCUAUCCAUUAACAUUUAUGCAGAGAGCUGUCUUGGGUGUUGUGAAGGGCAAUAGCUGAUUUUGGUAGCCUCAUAAGGUUUGGGGUGUCUUAUCUGUCAGCAACUUUCCAGUUGGUUAUGUUGGGUGGAAAGUUGCUCCUCAGCCUUAAUAAGUUGUGCUGUACCAGAGGAAAUAUCGGAUGCAUCAAAUGCGCACUUCGUCACUGUUUAACUUGGAGAUAUUUUGCAAGGUGCAAACGCAUGGAGGCGGUGUAUUAGAAGCCUAGCAUUUCCUGCAGUUUUGAAAUGGUUUCUCAACUGGCAUUGCUAUUGUUGAUGGAUGGUUCCUUGAUCCUGGCAAGUUCUCAUUUUCUGGUAUAUUUAGUAUUUUGUUUGGAAAGCUUAGGAACCUAGCUUUCCACUCAUAGAGAUGGUACGUUGCUCAUGCUAUAGUUUUUGAAAUUACACCCCACAUAAAAAAAGAAAAAAAAGAAAAAAAGAAAUAAGAAAAAAAAAAAAGAAGAGAGUAAAAAAAGAAAGGUUAAUUCGUCCCUGUUCGUUUAAGGGACCAUUAUUGUUAAACAAGCUACAAACAUUUUUGCAUCAACUUGGAAGAUAAGCAGGUAUUUUUUGGUGCUUGUCUGACUACAUUGCUUGUAUAAAUGAAAAUUCUACCACAAUUUUUUCA